CUCCUCCAUCCAGCCUGACAUGCACCCCAUGGUCGACAGAUCUGUCUGCACGACUGAAACCAGGACAGACAACAGUGUUUUAAAUGUAUAUAUGUGUACUGAAGUUAAUGCAAGCUUUGAACAAAAGUGCGACACAGCCAUGUCGGCCAUUAUUCACCACCAAUAUGAAGUUGAUUAAUUAUUUCAGUGAUACUCGUUUGUGUUUUAUGAUAGCAUUAGCAGUAUGCUAACAACAUCAACAUCGUCAUAAGAGCCAGUCGGGUUAUGUGACGUAGUUCAAGGAUAAGGGACUUAUACAGAGGAAAGUAUUUUAAAAAUCAGUGCCGAAACAAGACAAAUGUUAUAAACUGGGACAAUAGUAUUCAGUCUCACCUUUGAGAAAAUCCUGACCAGUGGUGCAGCCAUGACUUCUUACGAAAUGUGAUGUGAUGCUGCUUUCAAGUGCCUCAUAUGACAAUCGGACACUCAACUUGUAUGGUCAAAGCGUGAUUGCGAAAACUGUACUGUAAGUACAGCACAAUCAACCAAUCAGGAUGCCCUUUAAUAGGUUUAAACAAAAAAAAUAUGGGAGUGCUUUACUGUGUGUGGAAGAAAGGCAUGCUAAUUUUGAAUAUAUGAUUUGUUUUACUGAAUUAAAGACCGUGUCAUAGCUACAGUGAAUACAUGAAUGGGACAAAAUCCGGCUUCGUGGGAACCCGGAUAAAACAAAACAUUCUAAAAGUACACGAAGGCAGCAGAUGCGUUUCCGGGGACAAGGAUUACUGACGUAUCAGCAAAAACGGAAGCUUUCACCUGUUAACAAUCCAGGGCCCACUUUCCCCCUUUUUUCUGUUUAGCGAUAAUGUUACUUUGACGCUGAAAGGUUGGAUACGAGCUGCGCGACGGAUAGCGUUAGAUAAUCGUUUUGAAUAAUUAUGAAAAGUACGAUAAAGGGUCGAGCUAGCUCAGCUGGGCAAUGUUAGCAUAGUUGUUGCUAUGAGCUAACAAUCAACAUAGGCUACUAACGUCCUUUCACUUACCUACUGAAGGAUAUCAGCAGUACAAGUUGCUGAGCGUUACACCAUUCCUCUGGGAUAAUUCCAGGUUCAACACAGAAGGAGGAUGGAAGAGAUAAAAACCGAGCCUGUGGAUUUUGUUAAGGAAUUUCAAGAAUACCUGACACAACAAACUCAGCAUGUCAACAUGAUCUCAGGCUCUGUUUGUGGUGAAAAGGAGUCAGGGCAGCCCUUUCAAGCCGUUGCCCCCAGGAGUGAGCAGAACGGUCUGGAUCCUCCCUCGGUGGAGGUGAGCCUACCUGUCGAGGAUGGGCCAGAAGUUCAGAUAGACGGCCUAGAAAGGACCAUCGAUGGGAAAUACAAGUGUAGCUACUGCAGCUAUGCAAACAAAGGCAUGGCUCGUUUAAUAGAGCACACCCGCAUCCACACAGGAGAAAAGCCUCAUCGCUGCCAGCUGUGCCCGUUUGCUUCAGCGUACGAGCGCCACUUGGAAGCCCACAUGCGCUCGCACACAGGAGAGAAGCCGUACAAAUGUGACCUCUGCGCCUUCUGCUGUAGCGACCGCAGCAACCUGUCUCACCACCGCCGCCGCCGCCACAAGCUCCUCCCAACGAGGGCCGUCCGCUCUCCGUUCACCAAUAAGAGAAUGCUGACCUCCCUGCAGAAGAGGACCGGCUCACCGGGCUUUACCAGGCGACUACUCAUCAACUUAAACUCUCACUCCAUGACGAUGCCAAAAUCAGAUUAUCUGAAUAACUUUUCUCACAAGAUCCAUCACAAUUUGAACAGCAGUGAGAACUUGGAUGAGAAUGACCGUCACAACAGAGGUGCUAAUGGUUUCACUUUUACUAACCCACUGGACCAGUUGUCUACACUUGCCGGCCAGUUAGCAGACCUCCAUCCUCGUGCAUCCCCAGACAGAGAGUCCUUUAAAGACGAGAAGCCCAUCAUCAUUCACCAGAUCUCUAGUGAACCUAUAGCGAUGUGUUCAAAUCAAGUGCAGACUUCACCUCCUAAAAAUGAAUCUCCCACCUCAGGCUGCAGGAGUUACAGUCCUGUUCCCGGCCUGGGCUUUGACAACAGCAUGCACACUCUUACUGCGAGUGUUAGCAGCCAGCCGAGCUCACCCCCCCCUGCCCUGACCACAUCCGAGCAACUGCUGUUAAAUAAAUGCGAGCACUGUGAUAUUCACUUUCAGGAUUAUAUCCUCUACACCAUUCACAUGGGCUGCCAUGGUUACGAGCACCCAUUCCAGUGUAACAUCUGUGGGCACAUGUGCACUGACAAAUACAACUUUUCAUGCCAUUUUGCCCGUGGACAACAUAAAAAGUGAUUCCUUCAUAAUGGAGUCUUGAAUCCUUAUGUAUUGUAUUGCAUCAAGGUGACUGAUUUACAUUUUCAAUUUUUUUUCUUAUGUAGAGUUUUACAAUUCCCUUUUUGUUUUAUACUAACUUUAUUGUUGCCUUACUGCAGUUCUACAUGGCUGUAAGCUUUUCAUAUUAGUUUUGAAUGAAUACAUACAACGGGUAAACCUACCAACAGUAACAUCUUGCAACAGUAAAACACAUUGAAGCUCACUAAAUUGUCUUUUCAACUCAUCGUCAGUAUUACAUUACAUGUCACCUGUUAGAAGCUUUUAUCCAAAGCGACUUACAUACUCAAUACUGUGGGCAAUCCCCACAGGAGCAAUUUGGGGUGAAGUGUCUAGCCCAGGGACACAACGACAUGCUGACUGAAGUGGGGUUUGAACCUGUGACCCCCUGAUCCCAACACCAACGCACAACCCACUGCACCACACGCCUCCCAGUAUAAGUAAGGGCAUUGUGACCACUGUCCUUCUGUGCCAUUGCAGCUGCUUGUGUUUGAUUAUGUUGUCUCACUACUCUGCGGUGAAUUACCGUACACAUAGGCGGUUAUGUAUGAGACAUUUUUUAUGAAAUACCAACAGUGUUUAACAUUUUGAAAGUGUCAGCCAUAUCAGGAAGAUAGAUUUCAAUAUCCUUUUCUUGUUACUUAUUUAUUCCCAUAAAACAAUUUUAUAUUUAUCUUUUUUAUUUAGUAGUUUUUUCUUACACAUUUUAGGACAAAUCUAAUUUCACUAGCUGCUGUGUAUAGUAGAUGUUAAGACACUGUUGAGGUCUCUGUGACUCCAAGAUAUAAUGUGACGUAAUAAUAAUUUAUAUUUGAAUGAAUAGCUUUCUCAUUGUGUGAAUCAUGGUCUAAAGUUAAGACAGGGUAACUUGUUUGUUUGUGAUUAUCUUUGUAUGAACAGAAAGUAAACAUCUGAGCUCAAUGGGUUUUAUCUCUUUAGUCAUAAGUAUAGCAUUUGUUUACUGACCCCAUAUUCCAGUGAUGUGUAAAUUGGAAUACAUUGUCUUUGUUUGACUUAGUGCCACAAUCACCAGCAAAAGUACAUUUAAUGAACAUGAAAUAUUUACAGUGUCUUGCAUUUACUUGUGUUUUUGAAGCGAUUAAAUCUGCCUUUGUGAAAAUUCAAA
This is a messenger RNA of Gymnodraco acuticeps, 3493 nucleotides long. RefSeq names its product zinc finger protein Pegasus-like. NCBI's taxonomy places the organism in Eukaryota, Metazoa, Chordata, Actinopteri, Perciformes, Bathydraconidae. The transcript has 4 exons. The record is from RefSeq and is a predicted model, not a curated record. The coding region runs from base 1102 to 2328 and encodes 408 amino acids.